This is a messenger RNA of Penicillium diatomitis, 4593 nucleotides long. RefSeq names its product sulfite reductase (NADPH) subunit beta. The record is from RefSeq and is a predicted model, not a curated record. NCBI's taxonomy places the organism in Eukaryota, Fungi, Ascomycota, Eurotiomycetes, Eurotiales, Aspergillaceae. Gene Ontology annotation, biological process: sulfate assimilation. The coding region runs from base 1 to 4593 and encodes 1530 amino acids. The transcript is spliced from 4 exons. Gene Ontology annotation, molecular function: sulfite reductase (ferredoxin) activity; heme binding; FMN binding. Gene Ontology annotation, cellular component: sulfite reductase complex (NADPH).
AUGGCUUCGCUUUCCAAUGCCGGUGAGGCAGUUGCGAGAAUCGCCUACUUGUCAAGCGAUCUGGUCUUGUCUGUGCAGCCCUCUUUGCAGACAGACUCGCUGUUCUCGAAAACAUUGAAGGCCCUGAAGAGCAAAAAGACUGCCAGUAUUCUCUCCAAUCAAAUACCAGUGGUCCAAGCUGUGCGUCACAAUGAGGACCCUUUACUAUCUGCCUUCCAUCCUCUUCGCCAGCGGGAGUCUGUCUCCAUAGUUGCUAGCUCCUCCAUUCUCAUCACAGCUGUGCCCCAUCUUUACCGAUUGGCGAACUUUCCCGUUGUUAUUCACAUCGCACUCGAUUCGUCACCGUAUCCCGACUACUCCGUCAUCAGUUCUAUUCGUCAAUGCGGGUUCACUUUCCUGCACUCAGAGACCCUUCAAGAGGCCCAGGAUAUUGCCUUAACUGCACAUGCUUUGGCUCGCAAGUCCGGCAAGGGUGUCAUUCACUUCUUCGAUCCUGCCAACUCGAUCAAAGACUCGCCCAUUGCAGUUGAGAACAUUGACCUCGUAAAGAAGACCCUGAACUUGAGUGGAGCCAGUGCGACUCAUUCUUCAACCGAGGCCGAAACCCUGUACACCGAGUCUGGCCGUGUUGCCACCGUAUCCGCCGACAGUGUGGGAAUUGCUCCUGCUGGUCAGGGCGAGGCGCCCGCUGGAUUGACUGUCUCUUCUCAAUCCCAAACCCCUCUGGCUGCCAGUGUUGACAACUCAUCCGUCGGUUCCUCUCGUCGUCAGAGCAGCGCGGGUAGCGAGGCUCCCAGCUCUGUUGCGACUACCGUGGACUAUUCCAGCGUUCGUCCAGUGAACGCCGCCGAUGUCUUCGAAUGGACGCGCCAGAUUUGGGCCACCAUCUCCAGGGAGACGGGUCGGACGUACAAUACCAUCGAGUAUACUGGUCCUGCCGAUGCGAAGUCUGCCGUCUUCAUUUUCGGUUCGACCGGUGUCUUCGCGGAUGCCCUCUCUCGGGUGGAGACUGGCAGCGAGCUUCACAACCUUGGUUUGAUCACUGCUCGUCUUUACCGACCCUGGGUUGGCAGCCAGAUUGUCAACUCUAUUCCCAGCUCUGUUGACAAGAUCGCCGUGUUGGAACAAGUGCGGAAAACCACCAAGUGGGGACCGUCAUUCAUGGACCUUCUCUCCAGCGUGACUCCUUCUUCCGUCCGAGGGGAGGCUCUGAAGAUUGUUGGUUAUCGUCUGGGGUAUGUUGAGCCUUCAACAGCUCUGCAAGCGCUUCGUGGUAUUGUUCAAAAUCUUCAGGCUGCUUCUCCUAUCCAAAAUCUUGAAGUUGGUAGCGCCCAGGCUCCCUCUGUCCAGGAGAGUCUGGAACAGCCUCAGAUCGAAAAUGCGUACCUGAAGAUUUUGAACCAGCUCUUUGGUGAUCGCCUGUACAUCGCCAAUCAGCUGGGUGCCAAGAAUGCCGGCAUUUCUUCGACCAUCGCCGCAAGCCCUGAAUACGGCUUUGGCUCUCUCCUUGCCCGCAAAGAACAUCGCAAGCGCUUCAUUCGCGAAGUGGAGGAGGCCUCCAAGUCUACGACCUUUGCCACCGAUGUUCCCAAGUCUUGGUUGUCUCGCUGGGCUCUGAGUGUCAACGAUGCCGCCAAGGCGAACAAACUCGCCCCCGAGGUUAUCGCUCGCCUGGCAAAUGAUGGCUCCAAGUUGUCGCGGCAGCUUUUGGGCUCCAAGAAGCUCUUCUUCGAAGAGUCUCAGUGGCUCAUCGGCUCUGAUGCAUGGGCCUACGACCUGGGUAACUCUGGCGUUCACCACGUACUUGCAUCUGGCGCCAAUGUCAACAUGUUGAUCAUUGACUCCCAGCCUUAUUCCGAGCGUACUGCUUCCGAUCCCACGCGCCGGAAGAAGGAUAUUGGCCUCUACGCUAUGAAUCUUGGCAACGCUUAUGUCGCAUCUACUGCUGUGUACAGCUCCUACACUCAAGUCCUGCAAGCCAUGGCUGAGGCCGAGCAAUUUGACGGUCCGUCAGUCGUCGUCGCGUACCUUCCUUAUCACCAGGAAAAUGACUCCGCUCUCACUGUCUUACAGGAGACUAAGAAGGCAGUUGAUCUCGGUUACUGGCCUCUGUAUCGGUGGAACCCGGCCAAUGAGGCUAAGGGUGAACCCAAGUUUGCUCUUGACUCCGAGCGCAUCAAGCGUGAGCUUGAAGAGUUCCUUCGUCGGGACAACCAGCUCACUCAGCUCAUGAACCGUCAGCCCAAAUACGCCCCUGUGUUAUCUGAAUCGUACGGCACCGAGGUCCGUGCUCUGCAGAAGCGCACGGCCAAGGACUCGUACGAAAAGCUUUUGGAUGGUCUUUUCGGGGCGCCUCUCACUAUUCUUUACGCUUCGGAUGGUGGCAAUGCGCAGAAUCUCGCCAAGCGCUUGGGCAACCGCGGCCGCGCUCGUGGUCUCAAGACCAUGGUGAUUGCCAUGGACGAGUAUCCGGUCGAGGACUUGUCCACUGAGGAGAAUGUCGUUUUUAUCUCUUCCACUGCCGGCCAGGGUGAGUUCCCUGUUAACGGGCGCGGUCUCUGGGAGCACGUGAAGAACAUUGGUGAUCUUGAUUUGUCUUCGAUCAAGUACUCAACGUUCGGACUUGGUGAUAGCCAUUACUGGCCGCGUAAGGAGGACAAGAUCUACUAUAACAAGCCUGCCAAGGACCUGGACGCCCGUGUCGCAUUCUUGGGAGGUCAGAAACUCACCGACAUCGGCCUCGGUGACGACCAGGAUCCUGAUGGGUACCAGACUGGAUACUCUGAGUGGGAACCCCGCUUGUGGAAGGCUCUUGGUGUCGACAAUGUGGAGGGCUUGCCCGAGGAACCUGCGCCCAUCACCAACGAGGACAUUAAGAUUCAGUCCAACUUCCUCCGUGGUACUAUUCUUGAAGGUCUUCGGGAUGAGUCAACUGGCGCCAUCUCUGCCAGUGACCAGCAAUUGACCAAGUUCCACGGCACUUACAUGCAAGAUGACCGUGAUCUUCGCGAUGAGCGCAAGGCCCAGGGACUCGAGCCCGCGUACAGCUUCAUGAUCCGUUGUCGACUGCCCGGAGGUGUUGCUACACCAAAACAGUGGCUGCAGAUGGAUGCCAUCAGCAGCUCUCACGGCAAUGAGACUCUGAAACUCACUACUCGUCAGACCUUCCAGUUCCACGGCGUCAUCAAGCGCAAGCUUCGUGGAGCCAUGCAGGAAAUCAACAAGGCUCUGAUGGAUACCCUUGCAGCUUGCGGUGAUGUCAACCGUAACGUCAUGUGCAGUUCUCUCCCUGAAUUAUCCACCUUCCAUCGUGAGACAUAUGUCUUUUCCAAGAAGAUCAGUGAGCACCUGCUUCCUUCAACGACGGCCUAUCACGAGAUUUGGCUGAAGGACGAGAACGACAAGAAGGUUCAGGUGGCCGGUGAUGCCAUUGUUGACCAUGAGCCUCUCUACGGUCCUACCUAUCUGCCCCGGAAGUUCAAGAUUACGAUUGCCAUUCCUCCUCACAAUGACACCGAUGUUUACGCUCACGACAUCGGUCUGAUCGCGAUCAAGGGUGCUGACGGCCACCUAGAAGGGUUCAACGUGCUGGCCGGUGGUGGCAUGGGAACCACCCACAACAACAAGAAGACCUACCCUCAAACUGGCCGCAUGCUCGGAUUCUUCCCCGCCGAGAACAUCCACAUCGCUUGUGAGAAGAUAAUGCUUGUGCAGCGUGACAACGGUGACCGCAAGAACCGCAAGCAUGCUCGUCUGAAGUACACCAUUGAUGACAUGGGUCUGGAUGUAUUCCGCAGCAAGGUGGAGGACCUGCUUCCGGAUGGUCAGCGAUUUGCUGAGCCUCGACCCUUCAAGUUUGAAUCGAACGUUGACACGUUUGGCUGGAUCAAGGAUGAGACCGGUUUGAAUCACUUCACCUUCUUCAUCGAGAACGGCCGUAUCGAGGACACUGCCGAAUUUUCCAUGCGCACUGGUCUUCGCGAGCUUGCCUCUCUUAACAAGGGUGAAUUCCGCCUGACCGGUAACCAGCACUUGAUCCUUUCCCGGGUUACGGACGAGGAUCUGCCCGCUGUCAAAGAGGUCAUGGCCAAGUACAAGCUGGACAACACCGCAUUCUCGGGGCUCCGCCUUUCGUCCUCUGCAUGUGUUGCCUUCCCCACUUGCGGCCUCGCCAUGGCCGAGUCUGAACGUUACUUGCCCGUCCUCAUCUCCAAGUUGGAGUCUAGUCUUGAGGAGAACGGUCUUGCUCGUGACAGCAUUGUGAUGCGUAUGACCGGUUGUCCCAACGGAUGUGCCCGUCCUUGGUUGGCCGAGGUUGCGUUUGUUGGUAAGGCGUACGGUGCCUACAACAUGUACCUCGGCGGUGGCUAUCACGGCCAGCGUCUGAACAAGCUUUAUCGCUCUUCCAUUAAAGAAGACGAGAUCCUUGAGAUCAUGAAGGGCCUGCUCAAGCGCUACGCUCAGGAGCGAAAUACCGAUGGGGAGACGCCAGAACGCUUUGGUGAUUUCUGUAUUCGCGCCGGCAUCAUCAAGGCUACUACAGAUGGCCAGAACUUCCACGAGGGUGUUGCGGAAGAAGACGAUGAGGAGUAA